Messenger RNA from Amphibalanus amphitrite, 2912 nucleotides. RefSeq lists its product as uncharacterized. NCBI's taxonomy places the organism in Eukaryota, Metazoa, Arthropoda, Thecostraca, Balanomorpha, Balanidae. The record is from RefSeq and is a predicted model, not a curated record. The coding region runs from base 1081 to 2541 and encodes 486 amino acids. The transcript has 2 exons.
CCGAGCUGCCAUAUCUACGUUUCAUGUGCGCCGCAAUGCCUUUUCAGUUAAAAAAUAACAAAACAUUAUCUCACCUGACCUAACCAUACCUACAACCUAGUCACCCUACAACUUACCAACCUGCAACCUACAACCUACCAUUCCUACCUAACAAACUAGAUAUGACAGCUCGGGUGACGUCUGCUAAGAGAUUGCCGCAUUGUGUACUUUGUAUCAUUUUGUAAGAAACCUUAUCAGAGUUGGGAAACCAAACAUUUGCUGGACAACAUUUCCAGGGCAAUUUCACUCCACACUUCACACUAGAAAGAAAUGAUGUGUCUGCGUGUGCUCAGAUAGACAAUGAUACGUCAACUAAAGGUAAAUUAUAAAUUAAGACUACAAAUAAAAACUGAGGAAAACAAUAAGAAAGAAAAAGAUAACGUUCUGGUGGCGUUGGUGAAAGUAGACAGGCACGGUGACGGAAGGCUGCCCAUCUUGCACCAAUGUAGUGUUUAAACAGUGGCUGGGACUGGCAUGUCUUUGGAAAAUAACACAACUAUAACCCCAAAAUUGCAUUUAACAAAGAAAGUAGUGUGCUUGUGGGAUGAAGGUAACUGCAUGCCGUGCAUGCAGGUGUUCUUAUCCUAAUUUUCCAGUCAUCAGCUUUGCUUUUUUGCCUUCAUUAUCAAUGUUUAACAUCUGGGUUGAGUAUAAAUAAAUUUACUAUUUUAACUGCUUUCCACCCAAUAUUUUAUCAAAAUGUAGGUAUGUGUUGUAUGCUACAUAUACCUAUUUUCCACUUCCCCAUAUAAUUGAAAUUUUCAUGCUUCGCUGGUGGCACUGUGCCACAUAAAUUUUGUGCUACAUUGACACAAUUUUUGUACGCCAUUACAGUCCACUACCACCUUAAAAGUGAAAUUCCAACUUGAACUCUGCCCUCUGUUCCGCCAUCCAACUGGUGGCCUUCAAGCUUGUGAUGGAGUUUCUAAUGUUGGACAUGGCUGAGGCAGCUCUAAACUGAUUGGUCAUUCACACAUGACAUGUCCUUGGACAAGCUUCUGCAAAUGACCAUAUGGAAGAUGUCCAUCAUAAGUGACGCUUAUGGGAAAUGAGUUGUACUGCUGGCCAUCUUUGAAUGAAUGUUUUUUUUUUUUGCAUUCUUUUCAGAGACCGCCCCUCGUUCGGAAGGUGGGAGUCAUUCUGCAAGGCUUUGAAAAGGGGACUCCACAAAAUCUGCCAAGAGUGAGCAUGGAGAUGAUGAUGGACUUCUUCAACAGCAAUAAUUGCUAUAUACAGCCUGGAUGUCAGCACCACAAAGUUGAAAGGUCUAAGGGCGAAAACUACAGUCCCGAUGCCGUCGGAUAUGUGCAGCUGAAGCGUGAAGACUCCGUCUGCACUCUUCACGCCAGAGUGACGCCGGAGACCAAAGUCAGCGCUAAGGCUUACGAGGUGAUCGUAGUCAUAGAUGAGCGGUCUGAGACCAUCAGUAGCGCGCAAUGUCAGGACUGUGUGGCUGCGGCAGGAGGCUGCAAGCACGCUGGAGCAGUCCUGGGUUGGCUGUUCAUGAAAAGUUCCGAAAAGAGUGUGACUAGCACCGAGUCGUACUGGAAGAAGUCCCGCCUAUCCUCGGUACCAGCUGAAAUCAAAAGUGCCGCUAUCGAGGUGCUGCGACCAAAACAACGCAGUAGCACGGCAGGCAGUAGCAGCACCAAAAUGAUAGGUGCAGAUGCGUUGGAGGCCUUCCGCCAGGAAGUUCUGCAAUUAGGAACCGCUUCCAACUCGUCCGGCCUAUUCUUCAAUCACUACGGAGCAGUGUCGCAGGUUCACGAGGUGAGAAGUGUGGGAGUAGAUCGGCUCCUUCAGGCAUAUGUAGCCCACAGUGACGCCGCUGAGCCCCUGUCUGCGCCGGGGUUCUUGGCGUUCUGCAAGGAGAGGAUGUGCUCAGAGUUGUGCGAUCUUGUUGCGGAACAGACCUGUGACCAAAGUCAGUCCUGGCUGUGGCACGCUAUGCGUUUCGGUCGCGUCACCGCCUCUAAGGCCUACGCCGCGGCGCACUGCCAGAAGUUAGAUGGCACUAUCGUGUCUGGUAUCGUCGGCGCUGCAACGCUGAAGGACAGCGCCGCAAUGGAGCGAGGUCGCGUUCUGGAGCCACAGGUGCUAGAUGUAGUGGGGAAUCACCUCGGUGUCGAGUUGCGACGAGCGGGGCUGAUUCUGUCACCCAACUACCCGAUGUUCGGCGCGUCCCCGGAUGGGCUUACUCCAGACGGUAGCGUAGUGGAAGUUAAGUGUCCUGUUGACGAGAAAAACUUUCACAAGUACAUCCUCGCGAACGGUCAAGUUGCUGCUAGAUUCCGCGCGCAACUGCAGAUGUUGAUGACGUUGGCUAGUGCAAAGCGAUCGUUUUUCUGUGUAGCGCACCCAGACUUCGAACGGAGCGGUCGUGUCAGCAUUGUGGAGCUCGAGACCGAUGAGAAGUACAGUGAGGACCUACUCAACCGCUGUGAUAGCUUCUGGAAGGCAGCUGUGUUCCCAGUACUUGUGAAGUCUUAUAGCAGCGUCUGACCUAGUAGCACUCAGCAGACUGUGAUAUGGUGACGGACGGGGACCACUAAUGAACGGCAAUCGUUAGUGUUGUUUGCUCAAACGUUUUUAGUAGAGUGGACUAACCCCGCGUUCGGAGUCUCCCGGACGGCGGAAGAUUCUACACGUACGUCGUCCGGCCAAUCCCGUUCAAGGUCGGCGGGAGCUUGGCUGCGACCAUGGAACGGGAUUGGCCGGACGACGUAGAAUCUGCAUCGUCCGACAGACUCCGAACGCGGGGUAAGUUCAUUGUAGGUUCUUCACUAUUCCUUACACAUCACAAAGGUUGGUGUAAUUAGUUGCGCAGUGUCAUAUGUACAUAAGGGUUGUAACAUUGGGCAGAAUACAGCUUG